This is a messenger RNA of Amoebophrya sp. A120, 1516 nucleotides long. Lineage: Eukaryota; Dinophyceae; Syndiniales; Amoebophryaceae. The record is from the annotation of a GenBank genome assembly.
AAAAGCGCGGGAACAACCGAUGUAGGCGAGAACGAAGUGCGGUUUCUCUAUCCCACUGAUUCUCGGCGACCGAAAACUGUUGAAGCACACUCACAACCUUCGCACCCUGACGAAUUGCGCCUCGUGGAUCCUCCCCCCGAGGUGAAGAUGGAAUAUCAAGAAAUUUGGCAGCACUUUGAAGAUUCGCUCAGGAAAAGCUACGAUCUUGCUCACGGCGAGGGAGAUGGAAUAGGCACGUUACAGCUCGCGACAGGUGACGAAGGUGAAUUGGUGUGCCAGCUGCGCGAGCACGGAAAGCGCACCUCUGCAGUGCUGUCAGGGUUGAGGAACACGAUUCGAAGCAUGACUGAAGACGCGUCGCCCGCAGGUGCGCGAAUUUCCGCUGUCGGUUUGACGCUGAACUUGACGCCCGCAAAGAUCAUCCGGUGGCUGCUCAAGGUCCAGCUUGAUGCGAUAUCAGGGAACAAUCUACAACGGGACCAGCAUGCGCUUGCUAAAAUACUAGUGAAAUAUGCAGAAGCGAUGCGUUCUCUGCAACGCACUCGUCGCUGUCUGCGCUUGUUGCAGAAAGGUAAGAAUCGAAGCCAUCUUUUUUUUACAGCGCCAUGUACAUGAUGCUGUGCGCCGACCUUUAUGUCACAAACGAGGCGGACUUGCACUCGCAAGAGCAACACCGUUUCAGCUAUGGUCUCUCUACCUCAAUAUCUAGCAACAUAUGGUGCAGCCAUGACCCACUUUUCGACUUCAUGUGUAUAAUUUUUGAAACUCGUCUGUCAGGUUGGACGGCCCACUUGCUACGAGAGUUGGAGAAUCCUGGAGGUCAUGGCUGGAGCCCUGCAGAGUACCCUGAAUUUUUGGCGUUUGAAGUGGACAACGAUUUGUGCAUUCGCGAGAACCAAGCAGCAGUAGCGUUCCACAUGCUUGAGAGUCCCGCUGGAAACACCCUCACGCAGCUGAACAUGGGCGAGGGCAAGUCCGCUGUGAUUAUGCCAAUCAUUCUCGCAGUGGCUGCGCGUCCGCAGAGUCAGAACAUCGUCCGCGCCACGGUUUUGCAUUCACUGUAUGCAACGAACGCGGCUGCGUGGCAAAACGCUCUCGGUGGAGUUCUGGGUCGCCGGGUACAUGGCCUCUAUUGUCGCCGGGAUCUGCCACUAGAUGCAGCUGAAGCGAAGGCGCUCCGCUCCUUGUUGUUGCAAGUUCACAAGAGGGGCGACGUUGUCGUCACUGUGCCCGAGCACCGACUCUCCUUGGAAAACAAAGCCAUUGAAUUGGGCUCCGAAGAGAGCAUUCAUCACGACCCAGAUGCCGCGGAGAAGCUGUUGGACGUGGUGGACUUGCUUGCGAAGCAUGGUCGCGAAUUUUUGGACGAGAGCGACGAGAUUUUGUCGCCGAAGUAUCAGCUCAUUUACACUCUAGGUGCCUCGGCGGAGGUCGACGGCGGAGCUUUGCGGUGGGCCGUGCACUCAGCAAUCAUCCGGAGCGUCGGACGUCACGCGAAGAGUUUGCAGGAAAAGUA